GUCCAAAGAUGUCCAAUGGAAAGGGACAACUUCGAGUCCCUUAAUUUGCAUACCGCCUCUAUAAGUACGGGCGACGGCGCCAUUGUACCUGCGUCGAUCCAGCGGUAUAGGCAGCGGCGGGCGUGCGCGAUGCCGGAACCAGCGAAGUCGGCUCCUGCCCCCAAGAAGGGCUCCAAAAAGGCGGUCACCAAGACCCAGAAGAAGGGCGACAAGAAGCGCAAGAAGAGCCGCAAGGAGAGCUACUCGAUCUACGUGUACAAGGUGCUGAAGCAGGUGCACCCCGACACGGGUAUCUCGUCCAAGGCCAUGGGUAUCAUGAACUCGUUCGUCAACGACAUCUUCGAGCGCAUCGCCGGCGAGGCGUCGCGCCUGGCGCACUACAACAAGCGCUCGACCAUCACGUCGCGGGAGAUCCAGACGGCC
This is a messenger RNA of Meleagris gallopavo (turkey), 423 nucleotides long. The record is from RefSeq and is a predicted model, not a curated record. NCBI's taxonomy places the organism in Eukaryota, Metazoa, Chordata, Aves, Galliformes, Phasianidae.